AUGGGGACGUAUGGAUAUAGGGACCCUAUGGGCAUGGGAGCCUAUGGAUACGGGGACCUAUGGACACAAGGACCCUAUGGAUACGGGGACCCUAUUGAGAUCCCCUUGGUGGCCCUGCGCGUCGUCGCCCGCGGCCACACGUCCCUCCAGGUGGCCUGGCCGCAGCCGCGCGAGCCCGUGGACGGCUACCAGGUGGCCAUUGUCCCCAUGGACGAGGCGGAGGCCGUGACGAUGCACGAGCUGCCCAGCACGGCCGACACCUUCGAGGCCACGGGGCUGGUGCCCGGUGCCACCUACGAGGUGUCGGUGCAGGCGCGACGGGAACAGCACCCUGGGGCGCCCAGCACCCUGCGCCUGCGCACCCGUACGUGGCACCGCAGGGACGCGGCGGGAGCGGGGACACUGCUUCGAGUGUCCCCAGUGGCUCCGUCCGUCCCCACGGUGCUGCAGGACCUGGGCGCCAAGCUGGCGCCCUACAACGGCACCUUGCAGCAGCGCCUGGAGAGCUACCUGCGGGCCACGGCGUUCCCGCUGCGGGGCAACCAGACGGUGCCCAUGGUGGCCCGGGCCAUCGUCACCUACCUGCUGCGCCGCAGCCCCGCCGAGCUGCGCGAGCGCGUCCUGCAUCGCCUCCACCACGGCCCCCCGGGGUCCCCGUCCCAUGUGAAGCCCCGCGUGACGCCGGGGGCCACCGGCGAGCUCCUGGUGUCCUUGGACGGGCUGCGCGGCCACGCGGACACCGUGGUGAUCCGCUACCGGCUGGUGGGGGGGCCUGAGGGCGCCGAGGGGGAGCUGAGGGUGCCGGGGGACGUGGCACUCGCCCGCGUCCCCGAGUUGGUCCCCGGGGCCACCUAUCACGUGGAGGUCCAUGGUGUGGUGCAAGGACAGGCUUCCAAGUCCUACUCCACUCAGGUGACCACAGGGUCGGAUGAUGCCAGGGAGCUUCCUCCAGAUGAGGGUCCCCAGUAUGAGAUGGAGGUGACGGAGGGGGCAGAGCCCCAUGGCAUCGUGGCCGAAGCAGGCCCUGCUCCAUCACAGCAGGAACCUCCAUCCCAGCCCCACCUGGGCGAGCUCACAGCCUCCCACGUCACUCCAACCUCCGUCCAGCUCCAAUGGACGGUGCCCGAGGGCACCUUUGACUCCUUCACGGUGCAGUACAAGGAUGCUCAAGGGCAGCCCCAGGUGGUGCCCGUGGACGGCGAGUCCCGCACGGUGACCGUGCCCGACCUGGUGCCCUCCCGACGCUACAAGUUCAACCUGUACGGGGUGUGGGGACGGAAGCGUCUGGGUCCCAUCCCCACUGAUGCCGUCACAGCACCACCAGUAGAGGAGGAGCCUCCAUCCCGCCCCCGCUUGGGGGACCUCACGGCCUCCCGCGUCACCCCGACCUCCGUGCAGCUCGACUGGACCGUCCUCGAGGGCUCCUUCGACUCCUUCGCGGUGCAGUACAAGGACGCCCAAGGCCAACCUCAAGCCAUGGCCGUCGAUGGCGAGUCCCGCACGGUGACCGUGCCCGACCUGGUGCCCUCCCGACGCUACAAGUUCAACCUGUACGGGGUGUGGGGACGGAAACGUCUCGGACUCAUCUCUACCGAAGCUGUCACAGCCCCGUCACCACCACGGGAGGAACCUCCAUUCCGGCCUCAACUGGGUGACCUCACAGCCUCCCACGUCACCCCCAACUCCAUCCAACUUGACUGGACGGUCCCCGAGGGCACCUUUGACUCCUUCACGGUGCAGUACAAGGACGCCCAAGGGCAGCCCCAGGUGGUGCCCGUGGACGGCGAGUCCCGCACGGUGACCGUGCCCAACCUGGUGCCCUCCCGACGCUACAAGUUCAACCUGUACGGGRUGUGGGGACGGAAGCGCCUGGGUCCCAUCUCCACUGACGCUGUCACAGGUGAGAGUGAGGAGGAGGAGGAACCUCCAUCCCAGCCCCAACUGGGCGACCUCACAGCCUCCCACAUCACCCCCAACUCCAUCCAGCUCCAAUGGACGAUCCCCGAGGGCUCCUUUGACUCCUUCACGGUGCAGUACAAGGACGCCCAAGGGCAGCCCCAGGUGGUGCCCGUGGACGGCGAGUCCCGCACGGUGACGGUGGCCGACCUGGUGCCCUCCCGACGCUACAAGUUCAACCUGUACGGGGUGUGGAAGAGGAAGCGUCUGGGUCCCAUCUCCACUGAUGCCGUCACAGGUGAGGUCCCAGCCUCACAAGAGGAGGAGGAGGAGGAGGAACCUCCAUCCAGGCCCAGUCUCGGUGACCUCACGGCCUCCCACGUCACCCCAACCUCCAUCCAGCUCCAAUGGACAGUCCCCGAGGGCACCUUUGACUCCUUCACGGUGCAGUACAAGGACGCCCAAGGGCAGCCCCAGGUGGUGCCCGUGGACGGCGAGUCCCGCACGAUGGAUGGAAAGAUACAAUAUGGGUGGAUGGGUGCCUGUUCCCAACACACCCUGCACUGUCCCUUCUCCAUUGCAGCCCCAGCUCCACCAGAAGAGGAGGAGGAGGAGGAGGAGGAACCUCCAUCCCAGCCCCACCUGGGCGACCUCACAGCCUCCCACAUCACCCCCAACUCCAUCCAGCUUGACUGGACCGUUCCCAAGGGCGCCUUUGACUCCUUCAUGGUGCAGUACGAGGAUGAGCAAGGGCAGCCCCAGGUGGUGCCCGUGGACGGCGAGUCCCGCACGGUGACCGUGCCCGACCUGGUGCCCUCCCGACGCUACAAGUUCAACGUGUAUGGGAUGUGGCAGCAGAAACAUGUUGGUCUUAUCUUCACUGAGGCCAUCACAGCCCCGGCCUCACCAGAGGAGGAACCUCCAUCCCCGUCCCAGCUGGGCGAGCUCACGGUCGCCGGUGUCACUGGUGACUCCGUCCAGCUGCAAUGGACGGUCCCCGAGGGCACCUUUGACUCCUUCGAGCUGCAGUACAUGGACACCCAGGACCAAGCCCGGGUGGUGCCCGUGGACGGUGGAUCCAACAUGGUGACCGUGUCUGACCUGGCGCCCUCCCAGUACUACCAGUUCCACCUGUACGGGGUGUGGGGGCAGGAACGCCUGGGCCCCGUCUCCACUGAUGUCAUCACAGGUGGGGCCCCAGUCCCACCAGAGGAGGAGGAGGAGGAGGAACCUCAAUCCCGGCCGCAACUGGGUGAUCUCGUGGUGUCCCACGUCACUCCUGAUUCCAUCCAACUUGAUUGGACUGUCCAAGAAGGCUCCUUUGACUCCUUCACGGUGCAGUACAAGGACGCCCAAGGGCAGCCCCAGGUGAUCCCUGUGGAUGGUGAAUCCCACACGGUGACCGUGCCCGACCUGGUGCCCUCCCGACGCUACAAGUUCAACCUGUACGGGGUGUGGGGACGGAAGCGUCUGGGUCCCAUCUCCACUGAUGCUGUUACAGCCCCGACCAUGCAGAAGGAGAAGCCGCCAUCGCAGCCCCACCUGGGUGAACUGACGGCCUCUCCUGUCAGCCCAACCUCUGUGCAGCUUGACUGGACCAUCCCUGAAGGCACCUUUGACUCCUUCAUGGUGCAGUACAAGGACGCCCAAGGGCAGCCCCAAGCGCUUGUUGUUGACCGUGGGUCCCGCACGGUGACCGUGUCCCACCUGGAGCCAUCCCACCACUACAAGUUCAACCUGUACGGGGUGUGGGGACGGAAGCGCCUGGGUCCCAUCUCCACUGACACCACCACAGUCCCACCGGAGGAAGAUGAGGAGGAGGAGCAGGAACCUCCAUCCCGGCCUCAACUCGGCGACCUCACUGCCUCCCACGUCACCCCAACCUCCAUCCAGCUCCAAUGGACGGUCCCCGAGGGCACCUUUGACUCCUUCACGGUGCAGUACAAGGACGCCCAAGGGCAGCCCCAGGUGGUGCCCGUGGACGGCGGCGCCCGCACGGUGACCGUGUCCGACCUGGUGCCCUCCCAACGCUACAAGUUCAGCUUGGUCGGGGUGUGGGGGCGGAAACGCGGGAGCCCCAUCUCCACCGAGGCCGUCACAGCCCCAGCACCACCAGAGGACAAAGAGGAGGAGGAACCUCCAUCCCGGCCCCGUCUGGGCGACCUCACGGCCUCCCACGUCACUCCGACCUCUGUGCAGCUCAACUGGACCAUCCUUGAAGGCACCUUUGACUCCUUCACAGUGCAGUACAGGGACGCGCAGGGCCAGCCCCGGGUGCUGCGGGUGGACGGCAGGUCCCGCACGGUGACCGUGGCCAACCUGGUGCCCUCCCGGCGCUACAAGUUCAACCUCUACGGGAUCUGGCAGCAGAAACGUUUGGGUUUUAUCUCCACCGACGCCGUCACAGGUGAGAGCGGCUGAGGGCACCUUCCCUGUCCUGUCUGUGCUCCAGUUUAUGAUUGGGAACCCUGGGAGAUCCAUUCUGGACAAACUGGGGCUUCUGGGAAAGGGGAAGGGGCUUUGGGCACCAGCUGGAGGCUNCCCGAGGGCUCCUUUGACUCCUUCACGGUGCAGUACAAGGACGCCCAAGGGCAGCCCCAGGUGGUGCCCGUGGACGGCGAGUCCCGCACGGUGACUGUGCCCGACCUGGUGCCCUCCCGACGCUACAAGUUCAACCUGUACGGGAUGUGGGGACGGAAACGCCUGGGUCCCAUCUCCACUGAUGCCUUCACGGCCCCUGCCCCAUCCGAGGAGGAACCUCCAUCCCAGCCCCACCUGGGCAACCUCACGGUCUCCCAGGUCACCCCGACCUCCGUCCAGCUCCAGUGGACCGUCCUCGAGGGCCCCUUUGACUCCUUUGUGGUGCAGUACGAGGAUGGGCAAGGGCAGUCCCGGGAGGUGCCCGUGGGCGGUGACGCCCACACGGUGACGCUGCCCGACCUGGCACCGUCCCACGGCUACCAGUUCAACCUGUACGGGGUGUGGGGACGGGAGCGCCUGGGCCCCAUCUCCACCAACGUGGUCACAGGUGAGGGGCCUCCGUGGGCCUUGGAGGUGACGCCCCGGAGCGCCCGGCUGCGCUGGGACCCCCCCGGCGCCCCCCACCGUGGCUACGUCCUCACGUAUGGGACCCCCGGCGGGGACCCCCAGAGGCUGGAGCUGCCCCCCAAGGCUGUGACCCACGAGCUGGGCGGGCUAGAGCCGUCUGGGCACUACCGGGUGCAGCUGCGGGUGCUGGGGGGGGGGCCCCCCCUCGAGGCCGACGUCGACACCCGUGAGCCGGACGCCUGGGUUUUCCAGCGGCGCAUGGACGGCAGCACCGACUUCUGGCGGGGCUGGGACGACUACGCGCGGGGCUUCGGCAACGUCUCCGGCGAGUUCUGGCUCGACGCCCUGGGCUACCACGCGGGCAGCCCCUUCUCGACGCGCGACCGGCGCUGGCGCGGCCGAGCCCGGCCCUGCGCCGUGUCCUACGCGGGCGCCUGGUGGUAUCGGAACUGCCACUACGCCAACGUCAACGGGCGCUAUGGGGAGACCAAAGGGCAUCAGGGCAUCAACUGGUUCCCCUGGAAGGGCUUCGACUUCUCCAUCCCUUUCACGGAGAUGAAGCUGCGGCCGCAGCGCGACUGA
This is a messenger RNA of Nothoprocta perdicaria, 5526 nucleotides long. RefSeq names its product tenascin-X-like. The transcript is spliced from 26 exons. The record is from RefSeq and is a predicted model, not a curated record. Gene Ontology annotation, molecular function: protein binding. Lineage: Eukaryota; Metazoa; Chordata; Aves; Tinamiformes; Tinamidae.